Molecule: messenger RNA, 2025 nt
Organism: Epinephelus fuscoguttatus (brown-marbled grouper)
Lineage: Eukaryota; Metazoa; Chordata; Actinopteri; Perciformes; Serranidae
Exons: 4
Coding region: 1170-1673 (167 amino acids)
Biological process (GO): protein ubiquitination
Molecular function (GO): ubiquitin protein ligase activity
Source: RefSeq, a predicted model, not a curated record
GGUUCAAAUCCCGGACGAGCCCAUGUUUUUGUAUGCGUAUGAACGGCUUUCGGAACAGCUAGCAUUAGCUAUAUGCUAACGCGAUGCUGCAGCCGGUUGACAAUAACCGUUAGCUGUAGUUUUAAACAUCCACUCCAGCUUCAUUCGCGUUUAUUGCAGUUUCCCAAAAGCAGGUUACUGUGUUACAAGUUCAGAGACGUAUUAUUUUAGUUGUUUUGAGGGCAUAUAACGUUACCCUCUGGGCUUUGAACGUUUCCUUACCUUAGCUAGCAUGUUAGCCAGAUAGAAUCCUGUUUCUAGACUAGCUAACGUUAGCUUAGCUUAGCCGGUGUUAUGGGUUGUAUAGCAUGGAGUAGAGCUCGGGAAUUAUUCGGCAUGGAGGUGUAGAUAGUAAACACAAAUAACAACAAUAUACAACUAACAGCUAGCCUGGUAAUGCUAGGAAUAAAUACCUAGCAUUAUUGCAAUGCAUGUGUGGCUCGUUGGUCUAGGGGUAUGAUUCUCGCUUUGGGUGCGAGAGGUCCCGGGUUCAAAUCCCGGACGAGCCCAUCCUUUUUGAGGACACUGUGUUGGUGCAUCAUUGUGCAACUUAAUUUUAAUACAUCCAAAUGUACAAUGACGUGGUUUAGGUUUUCCAUAUACGAGCAGUUAUCUGCAUGCGUCUAUUAUAAUCCACUAUUUGCCUACACCCCCCCUCCCAACCAAACUUCCCGGACCCGUUUCUCCACCUGCCCUCCCUCAAACACUGAACAAAGAGCAUCUCCACUGCUCUGCUUCCCCAGCUGUUGUGUGUGUGUGUGUGUGUGUGUGUGUGUGUGUGUGUGUGUGUGUGAGUGUGAGGGGUUUGGGGCCCUGAGAAGACAGUUUGUGUUCCGCCCCCACAAACACAGCAGACACUCCUAACAGGCGGCAGACGAGCCCGGCUUUCCAUUCACUGCAGUGUGGCUGAGCCGUUCACUCCAAAGGGACAAUACAGGAGCUCUGAGUCUGCUCUGGGAAUAACAUUAUUACAUGGGCUUCAUCUGAACUAGAGAAGCAAGGUGAGAACCUGCAGCGACCAUCUACUCCAACAAGUCGUCAUCAUCAGUCAUUAGACAGUGGAGCAGUUUUCACUGGGACUUACAGAUCAUCCACUAACUCUGAUCUCUACAGUCACACUCAGCUCUACCAUGGUUCUAUGUGAGGACAGUGAGUGCAGCGUCUGCCUCUUCCCCUACUCUCGGAUGGACAGGAUCCCCCGCGUGCUCCACUGCAGACACACCUUCUGCGAGCCGUGCCUGGAGACGAUGUCGCAGGCCAGCGGCGGGCUGCUCACCGUGGGCUGCCCUCUGUGUCGCCGGGUGACCUGCAUAGGACGUGGCCUCAGCCUGCAGGAAGCUCUGUGGGUCGACAGCAGGCUGUGGGAGCAGAUACCGGAGGAUGCGGACGCAGAGGCCGAGCAGGAGGAGGAGGAAGAUGGACUGAAACAAGCAGCUGAGGAGGAGGGGACGGAGACCAAACAGCCGUCGGUGCAGGCAGAAUGUGCCUCCUCCAGCUCAGCGAGAACGAAGCUCAAACUGCCUGCGUUCUUCAGGAGGUUCAGUUUGACAAAGCAACACCAGGAGAGGAUCGUGCCGGGCAGUAAUGUGGAAAUGAAAUCCUGGCGCAGGCUUUCAACUGAAGAGACUAUUUGAAAAGACGCGACAGCUCCUCUCAGGAUGUAAUUUACGGAUGGUAGACGCCACUAGAAGACUCGACUCAGCCUCGUCAGCAGAAGGAAAGUUGAGGCCGUUAGGGCCGAGAAUCCAUUUGUGUUCCUGUCAAGACAUUGUUUUGUCCUCAGCCAAAGGUGCCCUGUCUCCCCAUUAUUUAUUCUGGGCUUAAUUCUCCCAGCUGGUGCUGUGGGAUUUGGUUCAGCUGUCCCAGUGGGACUCACACCCCGAGACCCCCUCGUAACAGAUGGUCUCCUGAGGAUUUUCCCUUUUCCAUAGCCACUGCUGAACACUGAAUAUAACUUAUUGGUUUUUUAUUUAUGAUAGCUAGUUG